This is a messenger RNA of Bubalus bubalis (water buffalo), 4614 nucleotides long. RefSeq names its product myosin IC (gene MYO1C). NCBI's taxonomy places the organism in Eukaryota, Metazoa, Chordata, Mammalia, Artiodactyla, Bovidae. The coding region runs from base 189 to 3380 and encodes 1063 amino acids. Gene Ontology annotation, cellular component: plasma membrane; cytoplasm; vesicle. Gene Ontology annotation, biological process: actin filament organization; vesicle transport along actin filament. The record is from RefSeq and is a predicted model, not a curated record. Gene Ontology annotation, molecular function: ATP binding; microfilament motor activity; actin filament binding. The transcript is spliced from 32 exons.
GUCCUGAGGCACUGGACCAGACCCAUCCCCUGGGGCUGGAGUUGAAGCUGAACCAAGUGGCCAUCCCAGCGUGAGACCAGAGUCCUGGUUCCGGGCACAGCCAGAGCCAGCGGGCGGGCUGGCAGGCAGGCAGGCGGGCUUUUGCUCAGAGGUCCCAGAGCUCGGCACGCUGGCUCUCCACAGGCGGAAUGGCGCUGCAAGUGGAGCUGAUACCUACCGGGGAGAUCAUCCGUGUGGUUCACCCCCACAGGCCCUGCAAGCUAGCCCUGGGCAGUGACGGGGUGCGGGUCACCAUGGAGAGCGCACUGACCGCCCGUGACCGGGUGGGGGUACAGGACUUUGUGCUGCUGGAGAACUUCACCAGCGAGGCCGCCUUCAUCGAGAACCUGCGACGGCGCUUCCGGGAGAACCUGAUCUAUACCUACAUUGGCCCCGUGCUGGUCUCUGUCAACCCCUACCGAGACCUGCAGAUCUACAGCCGACAGCACAUGGAGCGUUACCGAGGCGUCAGCUUCUAUGAGGUUCCACCUCACCUGUUCGCAGUGGCUGACACUGUCUAUCGGGCACUGCGCACGGAGCGCCGGGACCAGGCAGUGAUGAUCUCUGGGGAAAGCGGGGCAGGCAAGACCGAGGCCACCAAGCGGCUGCUGCAGUUCUAUGCCGAGACCUGUCCAGCCCCUGAGCGGGGUGGUGCUGUGCGGGACCGGCUGCUGCAGAGCAACCCGGUGCUGGAGGCCUUUGGCAACGCGAAGACCCUCCGGAACGAUAACUCCAGCAGGUUUGGGAAGUACAUGGACGUGCAGUUUGACUUCAAGGGUGCCCCCGUGGGUGGCCACAUCCUCAGUUACCUCCUGGAGAAGUCCCGGGUGGUGCACCAGAAUCACGGGGAGAGGAACUUCCACAUCUUCUACCAGCUGCUGGAGGGGGGUGAGGAGGAGACGCUGCGCAGGCUGGGCCUGGAACGGAAUCCACAGAGCUACUUGUACCUGGUGAAGGGCCAGUGCGCCAAAGUCUCCUCCAUCAAUGACAAGAGUGAUUGGAAGGUGGUCAGGAAGGCCCUGACUGUCAUCGACUUCACCGAGGACGAGGUGGAGGACCUGUUAAGCAUCGUGGCCAGCGUCCUGCAUCUGGGCAACACCCACUUUGCUGCCGAUGAGGAGAGCAACGCCCAGGUCACCACCGAGAACCAGCUCAAGUACCUGACCAGGCUCCUUGGUGUAGAAGGCUCAACACUGCGGGAAGCCCUGACCCACAGGAAGAUCAUCGCCAAGGGCGAAGAGCUCCUGAGCCCGCUGAACCUAGAACAGGCUGCGUAUGCCCGGGACGCCCUCGCCAAGGCUGUGUAUAGUCGCACCUUUACCUGGCUGGUUGCGAAGAUCAACAGGUCGCUGGCCUCCAAGGAUGCCGAGAGCCCCAGCUGGCGGAGCACCACGGUCCUCGGGCUACUGGACAUUUACGGCUUUGAAGUGUUCCAGCACAACAGCUUUGAGCAGUUCUGCAUCAAUUACUGCAACGAGAAGCUGCAGCAGCUCUUCAUCGAGCUCACCCUCAAGUCGGAGCAGGAGGAGUACGAGGCCGAGGGCAUCGCGUGGGAGCCGGUCCAGUAUUUCAACAACAAGAUUAUCUGUGACCUGGUGGAGGAGAAGUUCAAGGGCAUAAUCUCCAUUUUGGACGAGGAGUGUCUGCGUCCCGGGGAGGCCACGGACCUGACCUUCCUGGAGAAGCUGGAGGACACAAUCAAGCAGCAUCCACACUUCCUGACGCACAAGCUGGCUGACCAGCGGACCAGGAAAUCUCUGGACCGCGGGGAGUUCCGCCUCCUGCACUAUGCCGGGGAGGUGACCUACAACGUGACCGGGUUUCUGGAUAAAAACAAUGACCUUCUCUUCCGGAACCUGAAGGAGACCAUGUGCAGCUCGGAGAACCCCAUCCUGGGACAGUGCUUUGACCGGAGUGAGCUCAGCGACAAGAAGCGGCCAGAGACGGUGGCCACCCAAUUCAAGAUGAGCCUCCUGGAGCUAGUAGAGAUCUUGAAGUCAAAGGAGCCUGCCUACGUCCGCUGCAUCAAGCCCAAUGACUCCAAGCAGCCCGGCCGCUUCGAUGAGGUGCUGAUCCGGCACCAGGUGAAGUACCUAGGGCUGAUGGAGAACCUGCGUGUGCGCAGAGCCGGCUUUGCCUACCGCCGCAAAUACGAGGCUUUCCUGCAGAGGUACAAGUCACUGUGCCCAGAGACAUGGCCCACGUGGACAGGACGGCCCCAAGAUGGGGUGACUGUGCUGGUCAGGCACCUGGGCUACAAGCCGGAAGAGUACAAGAUGGGCAGGACCAAGAUCUUCAUCCGCUUCCCCAAGACCCUGUUUGCCACAGAGGAUGCCUUGGAGAUCCGACGACAGAGCCUGGCCACGAAGAUCCAGGCCACCUGGAGGGGCUUUCACUGCCGGCAGAAAUUCCUCCGGGUGAAGCGAUCAGCGAUCUGCAUCCAGUCGUGGUGGCGAGGAACGCUGGGCCGGAGGAAGGCAGCCAAGAGGAAGUGGGCGGCACAGACCAUCCGGCGGCUCAUCCAGGGCUUCAUCCUGCGCCAUGCGCCCCGUUGCCCCGAGAAUGCCUUCUUCGUGGACCAUGUGCGCACCUCUUUUCUGCUCAACCUUCGACGGCAGCUGCCCCGGAAUAUUCUGGACACUUCUUGGCCCACGCCCCCGCCUGCCCUGCGUGAGGCCUCAGAGCUGCUGCGGGAGCUGUGCCGGAAGAACAUGGUGUGGAAAUACUGCCGGAGCAUCAGCCCUGAAUGGAAGCAGCAGCUGCAGCAAAAGGCCGUUGCGAGUGAGAUCUUCAAGGGCAAGAAGGACAAUUACCCCCAGAGUGUCCCCAGACUCUUCAUCAGCACGCGGCUCGGUGCAGAUGAGAUCAACCCCAGAGUGCUGCAGGCCCUGGGCUCGGAGCCCAUCCAGUACGCCGUGCCCGUCGUGAAGUAUGACCGCAAGGGCUACAAGCCGCGCUCCCGGCAGCUGCUGCUGACGCCCAACGCCGUGGUCAUUGUGGAGGACGCCAAGGUCAAGCAGAGGAUCGAGUACACCAACCUGACGGGAAUCUCCGUCAGCAGCCUGAGCGACAGCCUCUUUGUGCUCCACGUGCAGCGUGAGGACAAUAAGCAGAAGGGGGAUGUGGUGCUGCAGAGUGACCACGUGAUCGAGACCCUGACCAAGACAGCCCUCAGCGCUGACCGAGUGAACAACAUCAACAUCAACCAGGGCAGCAUCACGUUCGCAGGGGGGCCCGGCAGGGAUGGCAUCAUUGACUUCACACCCGGCUCGGAGCUGCUCAUCACCAAGGCCAAGAACGGGCACCUGGCUGUGGUGGCCCCGCGGCUGAACUCGCGGUGAUGAAGGCGCCCAGCGGACCCUUCCCGCCUCCCAGUGCUUUGCUCAUCCCCUCCUCCCUUCCCAGCUACCAAAGACUCGAGCUUCCAGACAGGGACCUAGGGACACCUCGAAGCCCACCGACAAACUCCCACCUCCUGCUCAGCCCUCUCUCGAGGGGGCAGCAGGGGUGCAGGAAGCUGCCCCAGGAGUGGGCCAGGCCGGGCCACAGCAAUAGGAAGAACCGGGGCCAGAGGCAGCCGUGCCAGCCCCACUGCCAAUGCCAAAUAUUUGAGAGAAGGGAACUUUUGCUGAGGUUUUUCUCUGAGAUUUUUUUGAUGCUUUAUAGGAAACUACUUUUUAAAAAAGCCAUCUUCCCACCCGUGCCCUCCCCCAUCCCCCUGCCACCGCCAAGACACACUGGAUGUGUUUUCCCUGACUCAGCAGGGCAGGGAAUGUCGCCAAGAGGGUGGGCGAUCUGGGCCCUGGUGCCCUCUUCCCUGCCCAGGCCCCCCUCUUCUCCCCGUUCCCUUGGCACCUUGUCUGUCUGUCUGCCUGUCCACCUGUAGCCCACUCCGACAUCCCCCUGGGGGCUAAAACCACCCUUGCCUCCUUCUCCGUCCAGCCUUAAAAAUGCCCUUCUAAUAUCAGCCCAGCCUGAGGACAUCCUGGAGUAAAGGCGGGGCUCUCAGAGCGGAGGAUUUGGACAACUGGGAGAUCACCUAGUUGAGUCUUCUGGUGUGACGGAGCAAGAGAUAGAGGCCCAGAGAGGGGAAGGGACUUGCCCAAGGUGAUCCAGCAGGUUGGGGCAAAACCAGACUGUCCUCAGCACACCUCACUGCCUCUCCCAGGGACUGGGGGCCCCGUGAAACAGGCUCAUGUCUUAAGGGUGCAUGUGGCUUCCUGACCAGCAAUCAGCCUUGGGGGCCACCAGGUGGGGGAAACGCUUCCACCUGAGUCCAUGCCUUAGGAUGACAAACACCUUACCCGUAUACUCUGGCCCCAGGUUAAAGACUCAGGGCCUUCACUGGCUCCUGACUCCCCUCCCUAUCCUAGGAGCCUGGGGAAGGGGCUGGCCUUGGGAGGAGCUGCAGGGGCAUCACCUCUUUCUGCUGCUUCUCCCCACCCCCCCCACCCUGAACUCCCCAGAGGGCCUGGAGGCUGCCCAGCUGCCUCUGCCCUCCUGCGGGUCUCAGCCCACUGCUGACACUUCUGCAAUCCAGAGGAAACACUAAAUAAAGCAAUAUGUGUUUGCCAA